GAUGUGCAGGACGGUGGCGCGCAUGACUCGGUUCCACCGAGCGCUCCGGGAGCCUCGGGAACCUCGAGCGAGCUGCGAGGCGAGGCAGUCAGUCGCUCUCAGCUACGACAUGCAUAACGCAUGAGAGAGCCCGAGCGAGAUCUUUCCGAGCCGUUGUCGUCUCUCCUCUCGCGCGCGCGCGCAUACACACACAUACACACACGCACACGUACACUCUCUCUCUCUCGCUCUCGCGUGUACACACAAUCGCACGAGAGACAUCGCACGAGGAAAACACACGCGCGCGCACCCAAGACACCGCGCCGUGCAUCGGCUUUUACUCUCCUCCCGUGAUCGUGCUCGUCCGCGACACACUCGUCCUCCCGUCUUCGCGAAUCAACGGGCCAUCGUGUUCUCCGCGAGUAUCGUCCUGCCGUUCUUCUGUCGCGAGUGCCGUCGCCGUCGCCGUCGUCGACGAGUCGUGCGCCGUCUUCGCGAAUAGUCGCCGUUCUCGUCCUCUUUCUACCGAUCGCGAUGUUACCGCGUCACGGCGAUGAUGAGUGAUCGACCACAACGCGAGUGAUAUUCCUCCGUGUCUCGUCUUACGGAGUAUACGUCGUCUCUCGGAACGAGGUACGAACCGAGUCCGGUGUGCCUUUACUCGGUGUGGAGUUGAACGGAUUCCAUCAGCAGCAGCAGCAGCAACCAGCAACAGCAACAGUAACAGCAACAGCAGCAGAAGCAGCAGCAGCAGCAGCAACAGCACGACGUUCGAGUAGAGCCGGUCUUGGACGCGGUGGUGAAAUCAACGUCUCCGCGGGGUUUCUCCCCGGAGGACGAGAUACUUCCGCGUGUAAAUCGUAACAAGCUCGCAUACUUGGCGGCAAACUAUGGACGUAUCGUUCGCGCGUUCGACGAUGCUACUUACUCGGGACAUGGUGCGUAGUCGCGAACGAUGGACUGUGCGUUAGCUACGUGUGAUCGGUGAUCGUCGACCGAACGAGGAAACGUUCCUGCCGUCGAGCAGGGAUCGACAGUGUCGUUGUUUGCGCGUUCGUCGACCAGGAUUAUUAUCGAACGAGGUUCGCGCGAACGCGAGCAGGUGAACGAGGGGGAUAGACCAGCCGUAUAUCUGGUAUUUUGGGGAGAAUCUACAGCCGACGAUAGGAUAUCGAAGCGAGAGAUAGGCUGCGGAUAGGAUAACGGGAUCGCCGAAAAGGGAAUAAGAAGAGGAGAAGGAGCACGAAGCAGCGGGAAACGGUCGGUGACCAGGAAGAAACGAACCCCGAGAACGGAGCGAACAAGUGGAAGCUGAUCCGAGGAGAGAGAGAGAGAGUGGAGAGAAAGAAGGCGAAAUAGAGAAGGAGACACAAGGGUGCCCUGUCGGGGCAGCCCGAGGGAGGAACUUGGGGUAAAACUCGGAGGAAGGUAUCGAGAGGAAAUCGAAGGAAGAGGAUAUAGAAAGAGAAUAAGCGAAAAAGCAGAAGGGUUUCGCGACACCUCUGCACGAGGGGAAGUAGAUGGCCGCUACCACGUACAUGCCGAUUAGUAGCGCUGUGUCGUCCGAGCUGGAUGGUGGUACGGGUACCGCGAUCGGGAUGAACAUCGCCGUGGGUGGUUAUUCCACGGGCUCGCCUCGCAGCGCCGCCGACGCCGGGGAGAUGAAAUAUAUGCCGGCGCCGCAGCAUCAUCACCACCAUCAUCAUCAUCACCAGGUGUCGUCGUCGCCGUCGCCAAAUGGACUGUCGCACGGGGCGCCGAGCCUCUCCUCGGCGAACCCCUGGGUCAGCCUGCAACCGGGCAGCGAUCAUUGGGCGGCAUCGAUGAGCAUGCAUAGUCAUCAUCAGCAUCAUCAUCCGCACCAGCCGAACACGGCAGGUUUGGACGUGAAACCGCUGACGGCGGCGGCUGCAACCGCGGCCGCGGCCGCAGCGGCCGCCAACGACCAGUCGAUGCAUCCGCAUCGCGGCGGUCCUCACCAGUCGCCCGGAAUGGCCUCGCCGCAUUCUUGGCACGCGCCCGUCGUCUCGUCGACCCACUAUAACCCGAGCGGUGGCGCGGCCUCGCCCACCACCCUUCAACAGUACCAUGCCGCGAUGAACGGCAUGCUGCACCCGCACACGCAUCAACAUCAUCCGCAGCUGCACAAUCACCAGACUGCCCUGCACCCGAACCUAAGGGACCCCGGCUCGCCGGUCGGUCACUCGAUUCACCCGGUCCACGGGCACGACAGGGAUCAGAGCGCCGGCGAGGAAGACACCCCGACCUCGGACGACCUCGAGGCGUUUGCGAGACAGUUCAAGCAACGGCGCAUCAAGUUGGGCUUUACCCAGGCGGACGUCGGUCUCGCGCUCGGUACUCUUUACGGCAAUGUCUUCUCGCAGACGACGAUAUGCAGGUUCGAGGCUCUCCAGCUGAGCUUCAAGAACAUGUGCAAGUUGAAGCCGCUGCUGCAGAAGUGGCUCGAGGAGGCGGACUCGACGACCGGCUCGCCGACGAGCAUCGACAAGAUCGCCGCCCAGGGUAGAAAACGAAAGAAGCGAACCUCGAUCGAGGUGUCGGUGAAGGGCGCGUUGGAGCAACACUUCCACAAACAGCCGAAACCAUCCGCGCAGGAGAUCACCACGCUCGCGGAUAGUCUACAGCUGGAGAAAGAGGUGGUCAGGGUGUGGUUCUGUAACCGGCGGCAAAAGGAGAAGAGGAUGACACCGCCGAACACUCUCGGCGACGGAAUCAUGGAGGGCGUGCCGCCGGGACACCAGAACCAGCCAGGCCUUCACCAGGGUUACCAUCCGCAGGAUCAUAUCCACGGAUCACCGAUGGGACAUAGCCACAGUCCACCGAUGCUCAGUCCUCAGGGCCUUACAGCCCACUCGUUGGCGGCUCACUAGCGUUCGCCCGGGCCUCCCCCGUUGGGCCUUUCGAUAACCUCUCAAAACUCGGCGAACAACCCGGCUUCCUCACCGCCGGAGACGCUCCCUCCGUUCUAUCAUCAUUACCUACAGGCACGCACCGGCAGCUACUCGACCACUUCGUAGUAGCUGUGGCCAGCCAACGAUCAUCAGCCGCCACAGCCGUGUUACAUUUUCGCUCCUAGUCCAAUUCGACCUUGCUAGUAGCGUCGUCGUCACCGUCGCCGCCGUCGUCGUCGUCGUCGCCGUCGUCGUCGUCGUCGUCGUCGUCGUCGU
Messenger RNA from Eufriesea mexicana, 3167 nucleotides. It is a transcript of the gene vvl, whose product is annotated as ventral veins lacking. Bases 1500 to 2870 code for a protein of 456 amino acids. Gene Ontology annotation, molecular function: DNA-binding transcription factor activity, RNA polymerase II-specific; RNA polymerase II cis-regulatory region sequence-specific DNA binding. Gene Ontology annotation, biological process: brain development; regulation of transcription by RNA polymerase II. The transcript has a single exon. The record is from RefSeq and is a predicted model, not a curated record. Gene Ontology annotation, cellular component: nucleus. NCBI's taxonomy places the organism in Eukaryota, Metazoa, Arthropoda, Insecta, Hymenoptera, Apidae.